Molecule: messenger RNA, 4641 nt
Organism: Mesoplodon densirostris (Blainville's beaked whale)
Lineage: Eukaryota; Metazoa; Chordata; Mammalia; Artiodactyla; Ziphiidae
Gene: PPP2R5E
Product: protein phosphatase 2 regulatory subunit B'epsilon
Exons: 15
Coding region: 615-2012 (465 amino acids)
Biological process (GO): signal transduction; protein dephosphorylation
Cellular component (GO): nucleus; cytosol; protein phosphatase type 2A complex
Molecular function (GO): protein phosphatase activator activity
Source: RefSeq, a predicted model, not a curated record
AGGCGGGCGCUGCUGGCCAGAAGGUUCGGUUGCGAGUGUGCCAUGGACUCAGCUGCCCGGUGAUAUUGACAAUAGGAGAGAGAAAGGGGCAUUGACGGGGACCCACCGCGGGCACCGAACGGCGGCUCUGGCAGCGGCGGCUCCAGCCCCAGCGGCUCCUUCUUCUCCUUCCUUCUCCUCCUGCUGCCGCUGCGGCUCCAGUCUUCCUCCCUCCCUUCCCCCCUCCCCUCGUCGUCGCUGCAGCCGCCGGGUCCGGGGCAACGAGCAGAGGCGCCGCCCGCCGGGAAUGUGAGCGAGGAGCCACCGGCGGAGCCGCAGCGGGGUCGGUGCCGAUUUGAUGGGACGGGCCCGCGGGGGAGGAUCGUGAGGCCGCCGCCGCCGCCGGAGCGCUGAGGUUCAGGUCCGGCCGUGAGGCCUAGAGGCGCCGCUGCCGCGGAACCGGAGGGACGCCGCGCCGGACAGCCGUCGCCCCGGGCUCCCUGCCGCUGUCCGGACCUCCCCCCGCACGCCCCGGUCCCGCCACCCGCCCCCGCUGCGGCCCUCUCUCCCGUCUCCCGCCCCUCCGAAACCACAGAUCAUCUUCGGAUUCUUCUCCAGAAGCUUCAAGUAGGGAUAUGUCCUCAGCACCAACUACUCCUCCAUCAGUGGAUAAAGUAGACGGAUUUUCUCGGAAGUCCGUCAGAAAAGCCAGACAGAAGAGGUCGCAAAGUUCCUCACAGUUUAGGUCUCAAGGCAAGCCUAUUGAGUUAACACCUCUGCCGCUGCUAAAAGACGUUCCAUCCUCAGAGCAGCCUGAACUGUUCCUAAAGAAACUUCAGCAGUGCUGUGUCAUUUUUGACUUCAUGGACACGCUAUCUGAUCUUAAAAUGAAAGAAUACAAGCGCUCCACUCUUAAUGAACUGGUGGACUACAUUACAAUAAGCAGAGGCUGUUUGACAGAGCAGACUUACCCUGAAGUAGUUAGAAUGGUGUCUUGCAAUAUAUUCAGAACUCUCCCUCCUAGUGACAGCAAUGAAUUUGAUCCAGAAGAAGAUGAACCUACCCUUGAGGCGUCGUGGCCACACUUACAGCUUGUAUAUGAGUUUUUCAUACGAUUUUUGGAAAGCCAAGAAUUCCAACCCAGCAUUGCCAAAAAAUACAUAGAUCAGAAAUUUGUAUUACAGCUUUUGGAGCUGUUUGACAGCGAAGACCCACGGGAACGGGACUACUUGAAAACAGUCUUACACAGAAUUUAUGGCAAGUUUCUUGGUCUUAGAGCAUUUAUCCGAAAACAGAUUAACAAUAUUUUUCUAAGGUUUGUUUAUGAAACAGAACACUUCAAUGGUGUAGCUGAACUGCUGGAAAUAUUAGGAAGUAUUAUCAAUGGCUUUGCUUUACCUCUUAAGGCAGAACACAAACAGUUUCUGGUGAAAGUGUUGAUCCCUUUACACACUGUGAGGAGCUUAUCACUCUUCCACGCCCAGCUGGCAUAUUGCAUAGUACAGUUUCUGGAGAAAGAUCCUUCACUCACAGAACCAGUUAUUAGGGGAUUAAUGAAAUUUUGGCCCAAAACAUGUAGUCAAAAAGAGGUUAUGUUCCUUGGGGAGCUGGAAGAAAUAUUGGAUGUGAUUGAACCUUCACAGUUUGUUAAAAUCCAAGAACCUUUGUUUAAACAAAUUGCCAAGUGUGUCUCUAGCCCCCAUUUUCAGGUGGCAGAAAGGGCACUCUAUUAUUGGAAUAAUGAAUACAUCAUGAGUUUGAUAGAAGAAAACUCUAAUGUCAUCCUUCCCAUCAUGUUUUCCAGUCUUUAUAGGAUUUCAAAAGAACAUUGGAAUCCGGCUAUCGUGGCAUUAGUGUACAAUGUGUUGAAGGCAUUUAUGGAAAUGAACAGCACCAUGUUUGAUGAGCUGACAGCCACAUACAAGUCAGAUCGUCAGCGUGAGAAAAAGAAAGAAAAGGAGCGUGAAGAAUUGUGGAAAAAACUGGAGGAUCUGGAGUUAAAGAGAGAGAACAUUAAUGGGAAUUCAAUGUAAAGCUGGCAGAGGCUGCCAAAGAUGAAAACAACUUACGUUAAAAGUACUGGAGCAAAGGUGCAAGUUCAAAUGCUAAAGAUAAAAAUAAAUUUGUAACAAAUCAUCUCCUUUAGCCCUUGAAUUUUAGCCUGUUAGUUUUAACUCUACUUUACAUUUAAUUUUGAUAAUAUAAACUUUUGUUUGCCAUUAAUUCAUCUUUUUAGAUUGAGGACAUUACAAUCACAGGUUUAUGAAAUAUCUCUGCCCAUUAGAAUGAAAUGCAGUCAUUUGAAAUGAGAAAGACGAGGAUCCUUUUUUGCACCUUACCCUGUCCUCAGAGUUAAGGUGAGAGCUACACCGAUAUCCUUGAUGUCAGUUUCAUAUGUUGAUCAUUCCAAACUGAAAAGAAUAAAGCCAAAUUUUAGACACAUUUAAAGAAGUUAUUAUAGAUAUAUGUCUAAAAUUCAUAGGGCAACUUCUGAGAAGAAACACUGUCUUUUCUUUUUUAACUGAAAGUGACAAUGUGGCAUUUGUCAUGUUGUGUCCAGUGAUGCACAGUAACUGAGGUAAUCUGACUGUUGCACUAUGUGACAUAUUUAAGGACGUACUUGCUGCAUUUGCAGCAGCCCUCUCUUUGUCCUUUCCCACAUUUCUGCUGUUGCUGCAACUUGAGUUAAUUGUGACAAAUGCAUCUUUGUGUUAUAUUUUGUUUGCUUCCUAAUUUCCAGAACUAUAUAUAAAUAUAUUUUUUAAAUAGCAAAUAUUGUAGUUAGUGAGUGAUGAUCACUCCAACCUUAUCCCUACCAUAUUGGUUUCAGGGGUAGGAUUAAGAGUGUCUUUGGAAGAAAAAACAAAAAACAAAAACAGAACCCUGUGGUUUAGAAGGAUGCUGAGGCCUUAGGCUGUGGGCCUAGAACAACCAUGUGAGUGAAUUGACCCAUCUCAUACUUUGAAUCAAGCAUGCAUUCCUUUUCUCAUUGUGCAGGUGUCUCCAGUUGUUUUCCUUCAGUGUUUUCGUCCUUUUAAAUUUUAUUAUAUUUUGCUCUCCCUGACAUCUGUUUUUUAUAAAAUAAAAAAUAAAAAAAGUAAGACAUAGAUAAUACCCUCAAUGCCUCUGGAUACUCACAAGCAGGGUUAUGCUCCUUCAUCUUGGGCUCACUUGCCUAAGUGGAAGGGUUUAAUUUAUUUUGUACCUCCUUCUAUGCGUGGGACAGUCCAGGGUGCAGAGCUAGGAAUUGCUUAUAAUUGCACCUGCUAUACUUAAAUGUAUAGCCCUAGGCUCAAUCACACUAUGGAAAGAAAAAAAAAAGUAUAUUUAGAGCUUUAAAAGCUUUUUUAUUUUUUUGUGGGGAUUGGGGGGUGGGAAAGGGAAGAUGUAUGGAUGUUAUUGGCAUUUUUAAAUGUUCAGAGGUUUUUGUUUGUUUUGUUUUGUUUUGUUUUGUUUCUUCUGUUUUGUUUUUUCUUCCCUUUAAUUGGAUGCACUGACCUGGCCCAAGAAAUGAAGGGAUUCUCUCUUUUGAUGCUAUUACCAAUGUUACAACAAAGUGACAGUCAUCUAUAGCAAAAAGGUGGCACCAGACAUUAUCAGUGAUAUUUUAUUUGCACAUCAAUAUUUUUAUUUUUAUAUUCUGGCUCAGCUGCUUCUCUGAGUGGAGUUAAGGAAUGAGCCACAAAGGAUUUUUGUAGUAGCUAUAUUGGCAAUGCAUUUUAUAUUUCUCAGUAUUUAAUUUUGAAACUCUAAAAGGAUUGUGCAUCUUGAGAGAAAGUUGAGCAAAUUUUAAUCUAGUGUUAAUUUGUGCUGCUUCUUGUGCACGAUAGCAGCAGUAGUAUCUCUCUUGGAAAUAAACAUCCCAUAUUAUGAUGUCUAUGAAUAUAGGUUUCCUUUUCUACCCUCCCUCCCUCCCUCCUUCCUUCCCUCCUUCCUUCCCUCCCUCCUUCCUUCCUUCCUUUCUUUCCUUCCUUCCUUCCCUUCUCUUUCUUUACUUUUUUGGAAAUCACUUAUUGUAUAUAAGUUGUAAUCCAGACCUCAUGUAUCAAUGGGGAACUUUCAAAUAUAAAUAUUACCAAUACAUUUUCUGGUUGUUGUCUGAUUUUUGAUUGAGGUAUAAUGAGAAUGACAUGUCCAUUGCUUUUGGUUUGAGGAUUUCGCUUUAGCUUCAUAAAUCUUUUGGUAUUUUAGUAUUUCAUUGUUUUAGCAGGAGAGGGCAGCAAAAGUUCAUUUUCCCUGUUAGAAAUGCUGUGGUUCAUGAUUGGUUUUAAAUUUAGUUGUGUGUGUGUUUUUUUAAACAGCAUCUGUUUGUGGGUAGAGGUAAAAAUGAAACAUUUUUGAUAUGAAAAGUUGCAUAUGAAAAUUAUAGACUGGUUCAACCAGACAGUGAAGACUUCUGAUCCACAUUAAAGUUAAAAUGCCACAAAGCAAUCUUCCAACGCUGGCUAAAAUAUGCUACUUCCUUUUCAAACACAACAAAAUGCAAGCUGAGUCUUAAAACAUUUGGAUUUUUUAAAUGUCUUUCUUUGAAAAUGAUUUGCUUUCUUCAAAGUGGUAACAGAAACAAAAAUGAAGGUGCUCCCAAAGGGAAAUGUAACCUUCCCCUUUCACAGGUGUGUGAGAGGUUCUGUACUGUGGGUGCAUCCUAAUAAAGAAGCAGUG